AUGAACACCGCCUCUUUGGUCCGUUCUCUCACCCGUGUGGCUCUUCAUUCCACCAAUGCUGUUAGGAUGGCGGCACCUCGCCAUUUUUCGUCCACUGCAAAAAUGAUGUCAGUGACUCCAGAACUUCAACAAGCAUUGAAUCGCGAAAUCGAAGCUGAACAACAACUGAGCAAAGACAAUCUUCAAGGCUCCGUCGCUCCAACCUUCCCUGGGUUCGCUGUGACCACCAAGGAAGCUGAAGUUCGGCUUACGAAGAAAAAUGGCAACGAGGAUAUUCUUGUUGUUUUCAAUGUGAAUCAUUCCGUUGACAUGGAUGAAGGUUUCGACGAUGAGCCAUCCCAAGCUGUUGCUCCAGUUCCAGUCGCACUUCCACCAUUCACCGUGGAGAUCACUAAAGGAGACCAAAGACUUUGCUUCCACCUGGAGCUUGUACCAGUCGACGACCAACCAGAAGAGUAUGACUUCCGUGUGGAAGAGUUCUACGUGGCUCCAUCAGCCAAAAACGGAAACGAAGACGUUCCAUCAGAGGUGUACGCCAGCAGCGGAAAGUACAUCGACCCGGACCUUCACGACCUUCUGUUUGUCCGUUAUUUGGAGGAACGCGGUCUCGAUGCUCGUUUCUGCAAAACACUCGUUGCGUACGCCACUCACUACGAACACUCGCAAUACGUCGGGCUUUUGGAUAAGAUCAAGAAAUUCAUCUCCAUGUAG
This is a messenger RNA of Caenorhabditis briggsae, 711 nucleotides long. NCBI's taxonomy places the organism in Eukaryota, Metazoa, Nematoda, Chromadorea, Rhabditida, Rhabditidae. Gene Ontology annotation, cellular component: mitochondrial matrix. The transcript has 4 exons. The record is from RefSeq and is a predicted model, not a curated record. Bases 1 to 711 code for a protein of 236 amino acids. Gene Ontology annotation, biological process: cytosolic ribosome assembly.